This is a messenger RNA of Vairimorpha ceranae, 684 nucleotides long. Its product is annotated as proteasome subunit beta type-7. NCBI's taxonomy places the organism in Eukaryota, Fungi, Microsporidia, Nosematidae. Gene Ontology annotation, molecular function: threonine-type endopeptidase activity. The transcript has a single exon. Bases 1 to 684 code for a protein of 227 amino acids. Gene Ontology annotation, cellular component: proteasome core complex. The record is from RefSeq and is a predicted model, not a curated record.
AUGUUUACUAAAACCGGUACAACAAUAGUUGGUGUAAAAUUUAACAAUGGCGUAAUACUAUGUGCUGAUACAAGAAGUACUUCUGGACCUAUAGUUGCAGAUAAAAAUUGUGAAAAAAUUCAUUAUAUUACUGAAAAUAUUCAAGCGUGUGGUGCAGGAACUUCUGGUGACAUUACAAGGGUAACACGUAAAGCCAGCAAAGAACUUUCAAUCUUCAAUAAAAAGUACAACAAAAUACCAAGAGUUGCUCAUUGUGUAAGGACCUGUCAACUUCAUCUUCAUCCAUAUCAAGGACAUAUUUCGGCUGCACUAGUGAUCGGAGGUGUUGACGAUACUGGUUUUUACUUAUACGAAGUUUAUCCACACGGAUCGUCUAACUCGGUUUCGUAUACUGCACUUGGUUCAGGAAGUUUAGCCGCUAUUUCAAUUUUAGAAGCUGGAUAUAAAAAUAUGGACAUGGAAGAGGCCAUUAAUCUAGCAUGUAAUGCAAUUGAGGCAGGAAUUUUGAAUGAUCUUUAUAGCGGAAGCAAUAUUGAUGUAUGUGUUAUUACAUCGGAGGGACGAAAAAUGAUGAGAAAUUACAAAAAAAUAGGAGUGAGAAAUGAAUCACAAAAAUUUAUUUAUCCUCAUUCAUCAGUAAAGAUUUCUAAGGAAGAUGUCUUUAAAUAUAUAGUUGAAAAAUAA